This is a messenger RNA of Fundulus heteroclitus (mummichog), 3848 nucleotides long. Its product is annotated as TBC1 domain family, member 13. Gene Ontology annotation, molecular function: GTPase activator activity. The record is from RefSeq and is a predicted model, not a curated record. NCBI's taxonomy places the organism in Eukaryota, Metazoa, Chordata, Actinopteri, Cyprinodontiformes, Fundulidae. The transcript has 12 exons. Gene Ontology annotation, biological process: intracellular protein transport; activation of GTPase activity. The coding region runs from base 135 to 1337 and encodes 400 amino acids.
UCCUCCGUAGUUGUAGUGCCGCCUGCUGGUUGUGAAGGCGGAAGUUCCAGCAGGCUAACUUCCCUGUGUCCAGUUAUUCAUUACCGGUUCUUUGGGGGGGACAGUAGAAGGAACACAGCUUUACCUGCUCAGACAUGUCUUCUGCCUACAAGAACAGGAUCCAAGAGUUCAAAUCAGCGCUGGGGGAGAACAGCAUCAACCUGACGGCUCUCAGGGAGCUCAGCUUCAGCGGAAUCCCUCAUGAGGAAGGAAUCCGCUCCCUGUGCUGGAAGAUUCUGCUCAACUAUCUGCCCCUGGAUCAGACGCUAUGGGAGUCUUUCCUCAAGAAGCAGAGGGAGGUCUACGCUCAGUUCCUCAGAGAGAUGAUCAUCCAGCCCGGCAUCGCCAAGGCCAACCUGGGUCUGUCCAGAGCCGACGUAACGCUGGAGGACCACCCUCUGAAUCCGAACCCAGACAGCCGCUGGAACAACUACUUCAAAGACAACGAGAUCUUACUGCAGAUCGACAAGGAUGUGAGGCGGCUGUAUCCGGACAUGGCCUUCUUCCAGCGGCCCACCGAGUAUCCCUGCCAGCUGAUCCUGGACCCGCAGAACGACUACGAGACGCUGCGGCGCCGCGUGGAGCAGACCACGCUGAAGGCCCAGACCGUCCACCGGAACCGCAGCGGCGUCACUAACGUCAGCUCUCCUGGGAAGGCGCUGAACCUGUACCCGUCCAACGAGUACGAGGUUCUGCCCAGCGGUACCGAGGCCCACUGGGAGGUGGUGGAGCGGAUCCUCUUCAUCUACGCCAAGCUGAACCCGGGCAUCGCCUACGUUCAGGGCAUGAACGAGAUCGUGGGGCCCAUCUACUACACCUUCGCCACGGACCCCAGCAGCCAGUGGAAAGAACACGCCGAGGCCGACACGUUCUUCUGCUUCACCAACCUGAUGUCGGAGAACCGGGACAACUUCAUCAAGAGUCUGGACGACUCGCAGUGCGGCAUCACCUGCAAGAUGGAGAGCGUCUACGCCAUGCUGAAGGACAAGGACCCGCAGCUCUUCCUCAAGCUGGAGGAGCAGAACAUCAAGCCUCAGUACUUCACCUUCCGCUGGCUCACCCUGCUGCUGUCCCAGGAGUUCCUCCUGCCGGACGUCAUCCGCAUCUGGGACUCCCUGUUCUCCGACCAGGACCGGUUCCACUUCCUGCUCCUGGUCUGCUGCGCCAUGCUCAUACUCAUCAGGGACAGCUUACUGGCCGGAGACUUCACCGCCAACAUGAGGUUACUGCAGGAUUAUCCGAUCUCAGACGUCCACACCAUCCUGACCAAAGCCAAGGAGCUGCAGGAGAACUCCUAACCACAGACCUGCUGCUGAUGGUGGGUGGAGGUCCAGUCACGGACGGACACCACAGAACCUGCAGCUGGACCUGCUCAUCUGACGGCAGAACCCUGGAGGAGACGCUCAGGAGGAGGAGGCGUGUCCUUCUUCAUCCUGCAUCAUCUUCCUCCUCCUCUUCCUCGCAGCCGUUUCCCCUUCGCAUCAGGAAGUGAUCAGGAAAUGACGUUUUAAUUGAUCAUCUGGAGAAGGUCCACGACGAUCCAACACUACAGGAGGUCCAGCAGAUCUGAUCAGUUUUAAAUUUUCAUGUCAGAACCAUUUGGUCCGUUUCUGAAGCAGGAUGCUGCGUUCAGGGAACCAGGAGGUCCACAUGUUGGAUGUUUUAUCAGGAACGUCUCCAGAGAGGACACCAUGAUCCGUUUCUGGACCUUCCAGUCUGAUUUUCUUUAAUUGACCAGAACCGUUCUGCAGGUAAAGCUUCAGUGAAACCAGCAGCAGGUCCGUGGGUCGGUGUGAAAACUUUAGUAGCUGCUGAUGGAGCUCCAGGCUGAGGUUCCUCUGGAGGUUCCUGGCUCUCAGUACCGACCGAUAUCUGCUGAAACUCAAUUAUGUUGGAUAUGGAUCCUUGGUACCGCCGCACCUGUGUUGUUUUCUCUGCUGGUGGAUCAAGAACAGACGGUGGUUCUGACCCAAGGAAAAAGGAAACCUGUAGACAGUGUUGUGCAAAAGUUUUAAACCAGCCUCUCAGUUCUUCCUGGUUUCCUUCCUGUGAUCCAGUCUCAAUGUUUCUUAGUUCUCCGGGCUUUUCCCACUCGGUUUCAGUCCAGAUUCAGCACCUGGGAAGGUUCUCCAGGAAGUGGAACAUGGUUCAAAGUCAUAUCUAGAACCUUCCUUCUAGGUAACUUUCCAUGAGCUGCCAGAACAUCCGGGCCUGAUGACUACCUGAAGUCCAGUUUAGUUUUUAAUGCACGUCAGAAAGCAAGCUGCCGUUAGCCGCGCUAGCUGCCGUUAGCCAUGAUAGCUGCCGUUAGCCGCGCUAGCUGCCGUUAGCUGCGCUAGCUUCCGUUAGCCGCGCUAGCUUCCGUUAGCCGCGCUAGCUGCCGUUAGCCGCGCUAGCUGCCGUUAGCCGCGCUAGCUGCCGUUAGCCGGCUAAGGAUGAUUUGGUGGUCCGGGUUAAAAACAUUCCUCUGGAAAUGGAGCGGUGCUGGACUGGAAAUGGGUAAAAAGGAAGCCUGAUACGUAGAAAUGUUCUGGGUCUCCAGUUCUCCAGGUUUUCUGAAGGUUUUAUAAUAAAAGUACAGGAAGGUUCUGGAUCUGGGAAGGAAAUUAUAGGAAUUGACGCGGUUUGGUUUUGGAUCGGGAGUUAAAAAACGCCUGAAGAUCCGUUCUUAUUCAUGUCGUUUAUAUGAAGUGUUUGCUUUAAAAUCCAAAAGGUAACAAAAACAAAAGCUUAAAAACUCUUUUUUUCCUAAUGAGCCAGUAGUAAUUUUAUUUAAAAAAAUGGAGUCAGUGUUUAUUUGCAGCCUAAAGCCAGUUAGAAAUCCCCUUCAAAUGUUGUUUUGUUUUUAUGACACUAAAUGCUUGUCUGACAUUUAGCUAAAACUUUUAUUUCAUUUUAAGAAGAAAAGUAUUUUAACGGAUUUAUUUCCACCUCAGUGAGGACCUCAUACUGCAGGAUCACCUUAAACCUCUUCCUUUAAGACGCAUUUAAAAACAAAGUAUUAGAUUUGUUUCUGACUCAGAUUCUACAGAAUUAUAUUUUCCUUGUUCUGCUUCAAAACUGCUGCAAGAUCAUGUUUAAGUGCAAUCUAAAACUCAGCCACUAGAUGGCGCCACGGAUAUGAGGAAAUUAACUAAGAUGAUGUGGUUCAACAUCUGGACCUCUGAGAAGAUUCUGUGGUGGAGUUUCAGAACCGUCGGCGCUCUCAGACCCAGUUUUAGAUACGAAGAGCGACCACCUUCAUCAUGUGAUCCAAAACCACCAAAGUCUUGUUGGAGAACCCUCCUAAUGAAUGGUAACCUUACCAGAGCCUUUUGGGUCAGAACAAAUUAACCAGAAUCUGUGCUGGUUCUCCCAGCUGUGGUCCAAACACGGACCUCUUCAGUUUCUGGUACCGUUUGCAGGAUCGGUUGCUUGUUAGUUGAAGAAAUGUAGAAAGUUGAAACUUUUCCUUUUGGGGAAACAGGAACCGUUUCAAAUCUUUGCCGAAGCUCAACUAAUGAAAACUUUCUGCGAAGAUCAUUAAAAGCUUAAACCGUCUGUUUUAAAUGUUCCUCAUUAAGACCAAAACAGACACACUGAAGGUAUUUUUAACGUUUUUACUUUGAGGGAUUUUCACCAUCAACCUCCUUCCUCGGUUUAACCUGUAUUUAUUUUUCUCCUGCGCGGUUUUCUGUGUUUGAUGAAUAAAUGUUUUUGUCUCUUAUUUGCAUGAUUUACAUUUUGUAAACAAAUGAUUUUUGUAACGUUCUCCAGUUUUUACGUGUUUGCACAUGUGAAAUAAAACCAAUAAUUGGGUAAAAAUGUUU